AUGAAGUUUACAUCUUACUUAGCUACGGGUUUACUUUUAACCACUAGCUGUAUUGCUACUCCGAUGGCACUUCCUGUUCCAGACUCUAAAUUUGAAAUUCAAUUAGUUGAUGACGGAAUAUUUGAAAGGGAAGCAACUGAACUAAUCAACCAAUUCAUAACUAAAUUGAAUGGAAAUCUCGACUUGUCGAAGAGAGAUGAAUCUACUAUAGCUAAUAUUUUAAUUCAAGUGAAUAAAUCGGGUAUAAUUUUUGAACUUUUGGACUAUGUUGCAGAUAGUGAUUCUAUUAUCAAUACUAUAUCAAAUGCUACUGAAAAUCUAAUUUCUGGUGUCAAUAUCAGUCUGUUAUUGAGUGGUGGAGGACUGUCAUCAUUGCUUAGUUCUCUCAAUCUCACCCAAAUUCUUGGCGUCGUUCAGGAUUCUGGAUUAUUGCAAUCUAUACUUGAUGGUACUUUGCUUGAUACUAGCUUCCAACCAACUAUUGCUGGCAUCAUUGAAAAAGCAGUCAGAGCAAAUGAAGGUCUUCUUGCAAUGAUUUUCAAUACCUAUUUGAAACCAGCCUCAAAUUCAAAGAGACAGUUAAAGGCCGUAACUUCUGAUGGAGCUAUUGUAUUUUCUCCUAGUGAAUCGAGUGCUGUUGAUUCCAUUCAGUCUCAACUUUCGACUGCUUCAAUCACUUCUUUAAUUUCUUCCGUUGCUUCAAGAGUAUCUACUGCAGGAACCACUUCGAAAUCAGCAGCCACUAGUUCAGUAAAAGGAACCACUUCUACUACAAAGGCUAGUGCCACAGUGUCUGCUGGAAAUUCUUCGUCUUCCUCAUCCGCUGCCUCCUCCACUGCCUCCUCCACCGCUGAUACUAGUGGAUCUUUAAGUUCAUUUGCUGGCAAUAUUGCUGGAGAAGUUUUGGGAUCUCUGGUUUUCAUAGGCACACUUAAUGACACGCUUGUGGCCUUAAAUGACACAGGUGUCGCUCUUUACAUUAUCAAAAGGAUUCUUUCAACUGAAUCUUAUAUUGACAUGUUUGGUACGAUCAUCAGUAAUGUUAUGUACUCAGGAGCCCUUAAUGUUACCGCUCUCACAUCAUCAGUCAACAUAACACAGCUUCUUGACAAAUACUUAGAUGAUCCAGAAAAACUUCUCGGAUUGGCUUCUUCAGUUCUCUCUAGCAACAGUUCGUCCUCGCUGUCGUCAAGUUCUCCUGACUACAAAGGAGCUUUAGAAAAUAUUGUUUCUAUUAUGGAAAAUGAUGGACUUUUCGUUGAAUUGAACAGUUAUCUUUUCCCAAGUUCUUCCACUGCUGGUAAUAAAGCUGUUGCAACUUCAACGUUAUCUACAUCCACCAGUGGAAGUACUUCAACCGGUUCUUCAUCUACUUCAUCGAAAGCCGAAGGAAGUAGCGUUAUUAUUCCAGGCUCCUUCAUCAGUAUCAUUUUAGGAGGUGCCUUAUUUUUCUUAUAA
Messenger RNA from Dujonia railenensis, 1458 nucleotides. The record is from the annotation of a GenBank genome assembly. Lineage: Eukaryota; Fungi; Ascomycota; Pichiomycetes; Serinales; Debaryomycetaceae.